AUGAUCAACGAGAUGCAAGAGGAACUGGGUUCCGCGCAAACUCACCUGACGCGGUUCGCAAAGAUCUUUGAAGAGGCGGGAGGCCACCAAGAGCAGGUGGCUCGCGACUCUCCCGCGGUUGAAUCCCUGAAAGUCAGACCUGUGUCCCCAGUGAGCCACCUCGUUUCACGCUCCAGUGGUUGCAGCAAAUGCGUUUAUCAGCAAGUUGAGAAGGACAUUGAAGCGGCUCGGGAAGCGCACACAGAGAACGACGACUUCGACGACUGGUGA
Messenger RNA from Eimeria acervulina, 270 nucleotides. RefSeq lists its product as hypothetical. The record is from RefSeq and is a predicted model, not a curated record. Bases 1 to 270 code for a protein of 89 amino acids. Lineage: Eukaryota; Apicomplexa; Conoidasida; Eucoccidiorida; Eimeriidae. The transcript has a single exon.